Ectocarpus sp. CCAP 1310/34 is the source of this 2687-nucleotide messenger RNA. Lineage: Eukaryota; Phaeophyceae; Ectocarpales; Ectocarpaceae. The record is from the annotation of a GenBank genome assembly.
AUGGGCGCGAAAGCGCCCGCCUUCUCGGUGCCCUGGAAAGGGUACUCGGCCACCUUCUCUUCCACGCGUAGGAAGCCGGCCGGUAUUAGGCAAUGGAAUAAGGAGAAGGAGAAGAACAACGGAGGGGAACAGGAGAAGGAUACGAAAGAGGAGGUGGAGGCGGAGGCGGAGGAAGAGGAAGAGGAACGCAGGUUAGCUGUCGGUUCCACCACCCCAGCACCUUCUGAGGAAGACCUGUUCGCUCAACCGACAAGCAAAACUCCGGUUGUUCCCGCACGCUACUCGGACGAUACACAGAGACGUGGGCCGGCAUUCCAAGAAGAUAAUGCUUCGCCCCGUGCUCUAAAUGCGGGAAGUCUGGUCCGUGGAAAAAGUUUCUUGCCGGACCCUCAGCAACAGGUCUCGGUGGCCCCAAGAGACGAAGGGCGAGAGCAGCAGCAGCUGCAGCAGGAGGAUGGGGAGGGGGAGGAGGUGCAACACAUAAGGAUCGGAUACACUGUUGCGGGAGCGUACUUCGAAAGGACUGCGACCCCGCCCUCAUACCGUCUCACCCUGCCGCCCCUAUAUCACUUGCUGGAGGUGGCGCACCGGCAGCAGCGGCAGGAGCUUGAAGAGGCGUUUGCGGUGAAGAUGGCUUUGAUGGAGCAUGAACAGGAAGGCCUCAAGAAUCAGGAUCAACAAUCGAAGCAGAUCGGGUACGGAGAGGCAUCAAACGGCGUUGCCGUAUCUCCAGAGAACGUCGGAAACGGCGGUGACAAGCGCCGUCCAAACAACGAAAACAGUGGAAAUAGUGUGGUCGACCGUGACCUUAGCAGCAGUACCAAGACCAUGAGGGAUAUCACCAAGGGCGACAGCGAUGUCAAUGACAACAGCGAAGAGGUUUGUAAUAGCGACAACAGCGCCACCAAAGUUACCCACGUCCAUGACGAAACCAGCGGUGGCAUUGGCAGCCACAGCAGGGUCAAGGUCAAACUUUCUCACAUGCACAACAAAACCAGCAACAAAACCGUCAGUGGCAUCGGCAUCGGCAGCACCAGCAGAACCAGCAGCACCAGCAGCAUCAAGACCCACCCGGGAUCAAUCGCCGCCGCGACAGCCCGCAUCAAGGCCGAGCGGGAGGAAAUCCGCGCAUUGCUCAAGGGACUGGUCGAGUCCGGGGACAACCUCUCUCGCGUGAGGAAAGAGAUCGUCGGCAAGACAACACGUCUCGCCUGGCCCCAGGAGUCGAGAGCGAUCACCAAAGGUACAGGUUAUCCUGGCCAUCGGGAAAUCCCGGAAAUGGGUGUUAUGACCAGCCUGGAAACUGUUGACGGCCCGGCGAAGGAGGCGGGUGCGGAAAAUGAAGAGAUGAGUGCAUUGUCCAACGCUGAGCGAGAGCUCGCCGUUGAAACGGAAUCUGGAAACGUGCCUAAGCGGGAGGGACGUCGGAGUAGUGACCGUCGUGAUGUUGGUGGGGCUGACGGUCUUCGUGAUGGUGACGGCGGCGGUAACGAAGAGGGUUUUGCAGUACGGGUGGUACAGAUGUUGAGGGAGAGAGCCACGGCAGCGUCCCUGGCGGCCGAGGUGGCCAGAAAGGAAGGGGACAGGGCCAGGGUCGAGCUCGAAGCCCUCAAGGAGAGGGUGGCGUCGGUCGAGGAGCUCUUGAGCAAGUCGAAGGCGGCCGAGGUAGACUCUGCAUCGAGGGUUUCGGAGGCGGAGCAGACUUGUGCCCGUCUCAGAAUGCAGCUACUAGCGCGCGAGCGACAGAUCGCCGAGCUGCGAGAAAUAUCUCAGGGAAAUCUCGACCGCGCCAAGCACCGCCGGAAGCAAUGUAGCUGGUGAUUUAGCCCUGCAAGAUUACGGAUAGCGUGAGAAAACUAUGGUUUAUACCCGGAAGAAGAAGGCUAGUGGAAUGGCUAGAAGGUUCUGGUUACACUAACGCCAUGUACAACGCGGGUUGUGAGUCUGGUCUUCGCCGGAGCCCCCUUUCCGCGCAACACCAGGUGAAAACGGUCAAGUCAAGUACCCCUCGUUUGUAAGCCGACGUGAAUAUUUUGCAGGCUUAAGGGCACGGCGGUUAUGGCUUGGCGGUGGGUGGGUCACACAAGUGAAUGUAGCGGUGGUUCCCCAAAACCUGAAGGAAAACGGGAGUAGAUCAUAUAUAAGGCUGACCGUGCGAUUGACAGCCAUGAGUGCCGGAUCGUGGAGUGAGUUAUUUCGACCAGAUCUUGGAGGGUCCUGAACGUAAAGAACACGAGUGCCAUUUCUCGCGGCCCAGGGAAUGGCGUGGAUUAGGUGCACACCAUGGGUUGGUUGCGGCUGGGUGGGUGCGGGCGGUAGAGAAAGGCGAGGUCUAACGACGGGCGGACGUCUUCGUCCAAGUGAGCAACGAGCGAGCAACGACUCGUCGGGAGAAGGGCUCAUUGGUGACUUAGACUUUGGAGAUUUCGCGAAAAAUUUGUCGUUUGCAUCUACCCGUUACCACAUUCACUUUUAUGUAAGAAGGGGCCAGAAGGGGUCAGUUUUUUGUCGCCACUAAUGAGCCUUCAACCCGAGGAAGAUUUUUGCACGAAGGGCAGCUGGCGUCUGUGACAUAGUGUCGCCAUGUCUUCACAUUUCGAAGAAUUCACUUUCACUUUUGAAGAGCACCGUUCCUGGGACAAUCAGUCCCCGUGUUUCUCUACUUGUUAGCGAUGUGAUGUCACGAU